Molecule: messenger RNA, 1137 nt
Organism: Haplochromis burtoni (Burton's mouthbrooder)
Lineage: Eukaryota; Metazoa; Chordata; Actinopteri; Cichliformes; Cichlidae
Product: large neutral amino acids transporter small subunit 2-like
Exons: 2
Biological process (GO): amino acid transmembrane transport; neutral amino acid transport
Cellular component (GO): membrane
Molecular function (GO): L-amino acid transmembrane transporter activity; neutral L-amino acid transmembrane transporter activity
Source: RefSeq, a predicted model, not a curated record
GCAAAGGGAGCAGAAGCAAUGAAGACUGAAUCUACAUAUAUAUAUUUUCUUUUCUCUUAAUCAAAAAGCGGUUUUAGUUGUUUAUUGAAGGAGGAAUGAGUAACGCAGCACGAGCUCAUGGUCGUGAGAAGAAAAACACAGACUCGAAGUAGACAGGGGGCUGGGAGUGGGGCGGUGCUAUGAAGAACGUGUAUCUACUCAAAUUCAGAGUGUUCUGUUCAAGGUUUUCACAAGUCGGUGUUUACGGCAAAGCUGAGCUACUUCUGAGUGCUUCCUGCACUGCUGGAGCAGCUCUCUGAGAGGAUGUUUUUGUCUCUCCGGCUCACACCUGGAACAAGGAAAGACUGAGAGAGCUUUUUCUUGUUUUGUUUCGAAGUGUCUCUUUGUUUGACACAAGGACCGUGUCACUGUAUUUAUUACCUACCUGACACUGGAAUAAGCGUUUUUCUCUCGAUAAACGGACUUAUCAUCACGCGCUACUUGUGUCAGGCUCUACUGCGCGAGAUCACUUUGUUUGGUUUGUCAGCUGCGCGGAAAUCUUGAAGAAACUUAGCUGUCAGGAAGCUGCGCUUUUUUAUUUCUUUUUGCACACGGUUUCCAAAAAGCACUUCACAUUUUUGCUGACCUUAUGCUUUUUAAUAUAGAGAUUUUUUUUCUUAAUCUGACAAAUUAAUCAAGUUGCUGAAAGCAGCAACGAUAAACGUCCUUUAUCAGAUAAGCGGGGCACGUUUCCUGUACGCACAAGGAAGACGCACAAGGAAGACGCUUGCGCUCAAGCACUCCAAGCGCACGGGCAACACCAAGUGCAUAAAAAAGACAUUUAAAACGAAAUAAAAUCGUCCAUCUAAUAAGAUGACGGACGGCCCAAGACAACGCAGCAGCACGGCGGGAUCUGCCAAGGAUGGUGCCGCUGUGAAGGAGUCAGGAGGAGGUGUUGCGCUCAAGAAGGAGAUCGGGCUGGUGAGCGCCUGCGGUAUUAUUAUUGGUAACAUUAUUGGCUCAGGUAUCUUCGUCAGCCCAAAGGGUGUGAUGGAGAAUGCCAGCUCAGUGGGCGUGGCUUUGAUCGUCUGGAUCAUCACCGGCAUCAUCACCGCCAUCGGGGCGUUGUGCUACGCCGAGCUAGGCGUCACCAUCCCC